AUGCAGCAAACAACAACGAUUUCAUCAGUUCAGUACAAUUUCCAGCCCUCACCAGAGAUUUAUUCACAAUACGAGCGAAUGGGUACAGAUGCUGCUACAGACCAGCUAUGCCAAAGCAUUUCAUCUAUCACGGUUAGUGAUAAAGAAAAUGGGAUGAAUGAGGCGCAUUGGUGUUCUCCAUGUAGUCAGUACACUGAUUACACCUACACAAAUCCAGCUGAACACCAAUUGAUGGCUUGUGAUAGUUGUGUACAACAGUGCGAAGUGUCGCAUAUCAACAGCUUGAGAAAUGGUGAAUGUUGGGAUAGCUACGAAUGCUACGGUUUAAACAACAAUAUUGAAGUGGUGCAGCCGACAUUGUUCUACCUAUUGACAUCAGGUUGCAUUGCAAAUUUCGGCAAGGACGAAAAAGGCAGCAGAUUCGUGCAGGAAGAAUUUGCAAAAAGCUCGCCAGCGGUUCGUCAAAUGAUGUUUGAUUAUCUUUUCGAAAGAGGUGGAUUUGACUGGUUCUCUAAUGAUCCACACGGAAAUUUCAUCAUUCAGAGAAUCGCAAUGGAAGCUUUCCCCGGUAUAGAACAAGCUAGAGUCGCCGAGCAUGUGGCAAAUAAAGUGGUCAAAAUGUGCUCAAACCGUUAUGGAAGUAGAAUCAUGCAGCGUAUUUUCGAAAGAUUCGAUUUCGGAUACAGAGUCGAACUUCUAAACAAGCUUGGUGGGUCGGAAUGUUUCCUAGCAGUUGAUAGCCGUGCUACUCAUGUCAUGCAGAAAUUGUUUGCUCUUUUUCCACCGACAAAAUAUAGCUUCAUCGUGAUAGCGCUAACACUUUCGAAAGAGAAUUUCAAGCAAGUUGUUCAAAACAAAUAUGGAUGCCGCGUUAUUCAAUCUGCCCUGGAGGAACUUGAAAUAUCAGCAUGUACCACGCGCUAUGCUAAUAGUCCAAACGAAUUCAAGGCAGCAAGACGGCUUCUAAAUAAACUGUUGAGACGGCUAACAGAGAACUGCGUGGAAUUUACAGAUCAUCAAUUUGCAAACUACGUUAUGCAGCACGUUAUCACCUCGGAGUUCCAUCCUGAAGCUCGAGAUUACAUUAUCAAACAUGCUAUUCUAAGCAAUGUGCUAACUUUAUCGCAAGAAAAGUUCGCUUCUCAUGUCGUUGAAAAGUCGUUGAAACACGCAUCGCCAAAAUUGCUGCAUUGUUUGAUGAAUGAAAUUUUUGAUGGUUAUGUCAAAGAUGACAAAGGGCGUGAUGCGCUCGAUAUAAUGUUAUUUGAUCAAUAUGGCAAUUAUGUUGUGCAAACAAUGAUUAACGUGUCAAUUGACGUACACAAUGAUAGAUGCGAAGGUGAUUUGAUAUGGCUGGCUCGCCUUUCUGAACGAAUUUCUCGACAUGAAUCUCGACUCUUGAGAUAUUCGUCUGGUAAAAAAAUAAUCGAAAAGAUGAAACAGACCGAAUUAUUGGGAUUUUACAAUCUCAUAAAUAUCGUAAAAAAGCUGGAGUUCUAA
Messenger RNA from Cercopithifilaria johnstoni, 1500 nucleotides. The record is from the annotation of a GenBank genome assembly. Lineage: Eukaryota; Metazoa; Nematoda; Chromadorea; Rhabditida; Onchocercidae.